Parathielavia appendiculata is the source of this 1174-nucleotide messenger RNA. RefSeq names its product CKS-domain-containing protein. The record is from RefSeq and is a predicted model, not a curated record. Gene Ontology annotation, biological process: regulation of mitotic cell cycle. Gene Ontology annotation, molecular function: cyclin-dependent protein serine/threonine kinase activator activity; histone binding; protein kinase binding. Gene Ontology annotation, cellular component: cyclin-dependent protein kinase holoenzyme complex; SCF ubiquitin ligase complex. Lineage: Eukaryota; Fungi; Ascomycota; Sordariomycetes; Sordariales; Chaetomiaceae. The transcript has 4 exons. Bases 323 to 679 code for a protein of 118 amino acids.
GCCCACUCAACGCAAACCCGACUCGCGCCCGACCCAGUCGUUGUUGGCUUUCAAAACCACAUUCGCUCAUCGAUUACAGCUGUUUGGCGCAUUGCCGAUCUGCCAUUUGACCCCGUUUCGCGCUUCUGGAGCAAUCUAGCAGGGGUCGGAUAUCGAUUCUUACCCCGCGUGCCGGAACCAAAGCAUCGACGCCGCACCAAACGUCCCUGCAAGCGCCUGGCCAUUCCCUCACCCGCCCCCAAGAGAAGAAGUUUCGGGCUUUGCGAAACAUCGCCCAUACUUCCAAUAUCUUUCUUCUCGCUCGCUUGCCGCCACUGAGACGAUGGCGAAUCCACAGCAGAUGGGCAUUGACACCAGCCGUCGCAACCGAGUUCCGAGGCCGCUGACGGACGAUGAACGUGCGCGCUUGGACGAGUUCAUCGACUCGAUACAUUAUUCCACGAGGUACUCUGAUAACGAGUUUGAGUACCGGCACGUGCAGCUUCCCAAGGCAAUGCUCAAGGCCAUUCCCGCCGAGUACCACGACAAGUCGAAGGGUACAUUGAAGCUUUUGUGGGAGGAAGAAUGGCGGGGGAUGGGCAUCACGCAGAGUCUUGGUUGGGAACAUUAUGAGGUUCAUGAGCCGGAGCCCCAUAUCCUCCUCUUCAAACGUCCGCUUAAUUACCAGCCACCGCAGUGAGCCAGGUCAAGGCGCAGGAAAGUGAAUACUCGGUACCACUCGUGAUACCACUCCCAUAUUACGCAACUACGACUGGACAGCGACCGCCUCGUCACUCAGUGUAUAGCUACGAUUCAAGGCAUGGGCAGUUAGCGCAUCGCGAGUCUCGCCUGAUGGCGUUCUCCUGAGCCUCGGGUUCACAAUAGGGACACCUGGUCAACUCGUCUCAUACGAGGCAGGGAAGCGUGGGAUUGACCUGAUCCGGCGAUAAAUUGCAAAUACGGGGAACGGGGUUAUGAGAAGGAUAGGAGAAGCCAUUGCGAGCGCUGGCAUCGCGCUGCAGGUUGUUGCAGAGGUAACCGCAUCGAGGCGGAGCCCGUCACUCCAAAGCCGUUCCGCGAUGCUGGCCUGUUGGUUAAUUUACUGGAUCAGCAGCCGUUAAUUAGAUCGGUUUUGACCAAGUAUUGAGUGUUGUGUGAUAUGCGCUUGGCUUGCGUUUCCAUACUUGUGAUGCCG